This is a messenger RNA of Tetrahymena thermophila SB210, 1557 nucleotides long. RefSeq lists its product as hypothetical. The record is from RefSeq and is a predicted model, not a curated record. The transcript has 5 exons. NCBI's taxonomy places the organism in Eukaryota, Ciliophora, Oligohymenophorea, Hymenostomatida, Tetrahymenidae.
AUGACUGAUAAUCCUUAAUAACCACAUAAAAGUAAGCAAGAAAUUUAAAGGGAACAACGUAAAGAGCUUGCUAGGGAACUAAGAAAGGCUCACUUCGAUUUAGGAUUUAAAGAAGGGUUUGAUGAUGAAACCAGGUACAGAGAGUUUUAUAAAUGGUAUGAUUUAGAAUAGUCUGAAAAAACAAAGCAAGAAAUGCUCAAAUUAAGAAAUGACUUAAGAUCUACUCACUAUAUUUUAGGAACUGAUGAUCCGAACAAAUUAUUUGUUUCAACUGCGACCCAAUCAUUUGUAAAACCUGUAAAUCCUCAAGUUUCUUAACUUUCAGUUGAAACUAAAAAUGAUCUCAGAUCUCAUCAUUUUAAUCUAGGUCAUUAUAAUGAUAAAGUUUUAUCUGAUUAUAAAUUAAAUUAUGAUUAAAAAUAAAUCGAUCCUGAAACUUUGAAAGAUAGAAAAGAGCAAAUAAAUUUUUUGAGAAAGCAUAAUCAUGACUUUGGAGAUAAGAAUAAUUAUCAUUCUUCCAUGUACAAUGAGAACUUUAACAAGUCUUAUGAUCCUUAAUUCUUAAAAUAAGGAAAGAGCAAAGAAGAAAUUAUGUAGCAAAUUGUUGAUUUACGUAAAACAAACUUGGUUAUGGGUAACAACAAUCCCUAAUUCACUUCCGAAGCUAUGUCAGAAUUCAAUAACAAGCCAUAAGCAUUUAGAACAUAAGUUGAUUUAGGCUUAAAGAAAUCUCACUUUAAAUUAGGUGAAGAUCCUAGCUUGUAUGAAACAACUACAGCUAAAACUUACUAAGGCAAACAAAUGUUUUAACAUGACCCUGAAAAAAUCAAGGCACUUUCAAAAGACUUGAGAGCUGAACAUUUUAAACUUGGUAACGAUCCUUAAAGCUAUACUUCUGAAGCAGCAGCAAAAUUUAAAGAAUUCGACAAAAAUUCACUCACUUAAUAACCCGAUAUGUCAUAUCUUUAUCGUUCUCAUUUUAAUCUAGAAGGAUUCGGAGGCAGUAACCCAGUGUAACACUAUGUUUCUAACUAUAAAUAAAAUUAUGAACCUAAAGCUGCUUAAAAGUCUGAAGCUACAAGAAAUGAUAGAGCAGAUAGGGGCUCACAUAUCGUAUUUGGUUCUGAUAAAAUAGACGACCAAUUUAAAUCAGAAGCUUAGAAGAACUUUGUAAACUUUGGAAGAUAAGCUCCCUCUGCUCUUGAAAAAGAAGUAUAAGCAGACUUGAGAAGACAUCAUUACUAAUUUGGUACAGAUCAACCAGAGAUGAUUAGUGAAAUGAAAAAGACUUUCAACGAUAAAACAAAAGAAUCGAGUUAGAGUAAGUUGGAUCCUAAUUUAAUCAAAGACUUAAGAAGUAAUCACUUCGAAUAUGGUACCAUGGGCAACGAGUAUACUACAACUAUGCAAGAUAUUGGUAGAUACUAAUGCUAACCCUCUAGAUUAAAUCCAGAGUUAGCCAAAGACUUAAGAUCACACCACUUUAGACCAGGUGAUCUUGAAAAAUAUUAUGAUACUACAUACAGACUAGCCUUCAUAGAUUUUAAGGCAGUUUGA